Molecule: messenger RNA, 946 nt
Organism: Prorocentrum cordatum
Lineage: Eukaryota; Dinophyceae; Prorocentrales; Prorocentraceae
Source: the annotation of a GenBank genome assembly
GCAGUUGUACGGAGCGGCUUUGUACUGGCACCUCGCUACCGUCCCUGGCGAGAAGAUACGCUACGCAGACCCCGACAUGAUGCGCGGCAAGGACGUGCUGGAGGUGGCUUGCGCGCGGGGCGGAGGCGCCAGGUACCUGGCGGAGGUGGCGGGCCCCCGGAGCUACGUGGCCACGGACUACCUCGAGUCGAACUUGGAGAUCUGCAGGAGGACGCACUCCCCGCUCGAGAACCUCGAGUUCCGGCUCGUUGACGCCAGCGAGAUAGGGGACAUUUUCCCGGCCGCGUCGUUCGAUUUCGUGUUGUGCGUGCAGGCGGUCACGCACUUCCAGGACGCGCGCAAGUUUGUCUUCGGAGCGUCGCAGGUGCUGCGCCCAGGCGGGGGCCUGCUCAUGUGCGACACUUUUCAGCGCGACAAGCUGCAGGCCUCCCCCCUCCGGAGAGGAGUUCGGGCUGGUGGCCGACGCGACGGUCGACAUCAGCCGAGCGGUGCACGCCGUGGGCCUCUGCCGCAUGCCGUCGGGUCGCCUCGCCCCCGGGGCGCUGCGGGGGCCGCCGCCGCCGCCGCCCGCCCGCAGGCCUGUCGUACCUCCGCCUCGUGCUGAGGAAGCCGACGGCGCCCUGAGGUGUCCGAGCGCGGCCACGCCCGCCGAGGGGGGGGGGGGCGCCCGGCUUCGAAGGGGACGCGCGCCCGCCGCCCGCCUCGGUGAACGUCGCCUUCUGCGUGCUCAUCACGGUGCAGGGGAGGCGUGUGUGGACACCCCUUCGAGUCGAGGCUCGAAGUUCCGAGGUUCUCGAGGUUCUCAAGGCUUGAAGUUCUCGGGCGCUGUCGCUGCCUUCCCUGCGGCCUGCCAGCCUCGGGCUGCCCUCCAGCGGCUGCCUCUCGUCGAGAGCGCGCCCGGCCUGCAUCGUCCCGACCGGCCGCCGGAGGCCCGAGGUGACGUGCU